Molecule: messenger RNA, 2350 nt
Organism: Physeter macrocephalus (sperm whale)
Lineage: Eukaryota; Metazoa; Chordata; Mammalia; Artiodactyla; Physeteridae
Gene: ACAD8
Product: acyl-CoA dehydrogenase family member 8
Exons: 12
Coding region: 97-1599 (500 amino acids)
Biological process (GO): lipid metabolic process
Cellular component (GO): mitochondrion
Molecular function (GO): flavin adenine dinucleotide binding; acyl-CoA dehydrogenase activity
Source: RefSeq, a predicted model, not a curated record
AGCGUGCGGUGCGGCGCGGCCCUUGUGGCCGGCCAGCCGGGGUCACCGGCGCCCAGACCUCGGUCGGAGCAGAAAGGAGUGGAGCAGGCGGUGGCUAUGCUGAGGGUCCCGUGCUGGCGUGUCGGAGCGCGGCUGCGCGGCUUGCGCGGCGGGCUCCAGGCCCCCGCCGAAAGCGGCCGGCGGGGCGUGGUCUCCUGCAUCGACCCUUCUACGGGACUAAACGAAGAGCAGAAAGAGUUCCAGAAAGUGGCCUUCAACUUUGCUGCCCGGGAGAUGGCGCCAAACAUGGCAGAGUGGGACCAGAAGGAGCUGUUCCCAGUGGACGUGAUGCGGAAGGCAGCCCAGCUGGGCUUUGGGGGGAUUUACGUACGAACAGAUGUAGGAGGGUCUGGACUGUCACGGCUCGACACCUCUGUCAUCUUUGAAGCCUUGGCCACAGGCUGCACCAGCACCACAGCCUACAUAAGCAUCCACAACAUGUGUGCCUGGAUGAUCGACACCUUUGGAAGCGAGGAACAGAGGCACAGGUUUUGCCCCCCACUCUGUACCAUGGAGAAGUUUGCUGCCUACUGCCUCACUGAGCCAGGCAGCGGGAGUGAUGCCGCCUCCCUCUUGACCUCCGCCAAGCGACGAGGAGAUCAUUAUGUGCUCAGUGGCUCCAAGGCCUUCAUCAGUGGUGGAGGUGAAGCAGACAUCUAUGUGGUCAUGUGCCGAACAGGAGGACCAGGCCCCAAAGGCAUCUCAUGCAUAGUUGUUGAGAAGGGGACCCCUGGCCUCAGCUUUGGCAAGAAGGAGAGAAAGAACAUACUCAUGGAGGUGCCACAAAGGAGGAGAGUUCUGCCCGAUCCUGAAGGACGCUGUGAGAAAUGUUUGGGGACAGUUUUCGAGGGACUAAGUCCAGGGAUAGGAGAGCCUGGUGGACAGGACGCUGCCCUGAGCGGUCAACUUCUGGGCAGCCACACAGCCCCUGAUUUUUGCCAGGUGGGGUGGAACUCACAGCCGACCCGAGCGGUGAUCUUUGAAGACUGUGCUGUCCCCGUGGCCAACAGGAUCGGGGACGAGGGCCAGGGCUUCCUCAUUGCCAUGAAAGGCCUGAACGGGGGGAGGAUCAAUGUCGCGUCCUGCUCUCUGGGCGCUGCUUAUGCUUCGGUCAUCCUCACCCGAGACCACCUCAAGGUCCGGAAGCAGUUUGGAGAGCCCCUGGCCAGUAACCAGUACCUGCAGUUCAAACUGGCGGAUAUGGUGGCCAGGCUGGUGGCCUCGCGGCUGAUGAUCCGCAGCGCAGCCGUGGCGCUACAGGAGGGACGUGAGGAUGCGGCGGCCCUGUGCUCCAUGGCCAAGCUCUUCGCUACAGACGAGUGCUUUGCGGUGCGUGCUGACGCUCUCUGCCUCUCCUGGGUGACCGGCAUGUGGUGGGCCGUUCGUCCGCUCCUGGAACGCUGCAUAUGCAACCAGGCCCUGCAGAUGCACGGGGGCUACGGCUACCUGAAGGACUGCGCGGUCCAGCAGUACAUGCGGGACUCCAGGGUCCAUCAGAUCCUCGAAGGCAGCAACGAAGUGAUGCGGAUACUGAUCUCAAGAAGCCUGCUGCAGGAGUAGCCCCUGGACGGAGGCUCCGAUGGGAGGAUCAGUGUUGAGUGGUUCCAUGUGGACGGCGCUGUCACAGUGAGUCCAGGACGCACUGGAGGGGCUGUGCUUGUCCAGGGCACCAUCACAGCGUCAGCUGGAGGGCAGCGCCUGGAGGACGGCGGGAGCUGCCCUGGCUGGAACGUUGCAAGAAGACGUGCCGCCUUGUUUUCCUGACGCAGAGGGUGACCAGUGAAUACUGACCACCAGACCACUGUCCUUUCCUGGAUCCACAGAGUCUUGAUUGUCUGCGUUUUGCUGGUUCACCGGACCCCUCUUCUGGGAGUCUGGGUGCUUCUGCUGAGGGUUUUUCCUGACUGUAGGGCAGAGGUGUGGGAAGGGAGGGAAGGAGGGAAAGCGUCUUCCUGUCAUCUUCUGUUCUUUGUGCCUCAGCUAAAGAUGCGGAAGGUUUCCUGGGCUGCUCUUCCUUUGCAGCAACUCCUCCUCUGAGUGUAAAUCAUGAUGAAAUGAGUGUGUGGAAAUCCUCCUCCUAAGCUGAGAUUUAGGGCGUGUCUGCACUUCUGGACUAUCUGCAUAUCAAGGGCUGAGAUUCUUUGGAACUGUGAACACUUGUUGUUUUAGAAGUGUGGGGUCUGGGAAUGGCAUUCAAAGUUCCUGUAACAUUUCCUUAUAAGUGCUUUGAGUAUAUAUUUUUUCUGAGUUUUUGCUUUUUGCUCCUCUUUUUAAAUGUUUUUAAUCACUACAUUAAUAAAUAAAAUCUAUC